Naegleria fowleri is the source of this 2592-nucleotide messenger RNA. RefSeq lists its product as uncharacterized. Gene Ontology annotation, molecular function: protein kinase activity; ATP binding. Gene Ontology annotation, biological process: protein phosphorylation. The coding region runs from base 1 to 2592 and encodes 863 amino acids. NCBI's taxonomy places the organism in Eukaryota, Heterolobosea, Eutetramitea, Acrasida, Naegleriidae. The record is from RefSeq and is a predicted model, not a curated record. The transcript is spliced from 3 exons.
AUGAACAAGGGAUAUGCUCUCGAGGUUGCAAAUUAUAUGAACGCCGAUAUUUUGCUCAAUAACCUCCACAACACCAUCGCAAAUAAGGGCAGCCCUAUUAGUGCUGGGAGCUACAAAUAUUUGCUCUCGACACUUGGAAGGGAGAUUAAAAGCAAAUAUGAAAAUUUUACGAGAGUGUUGGAAAGCGAGCAGGCUGUUUUGGGGGAUAAUUUGACAAGAGUCCCUCAAAUUGAAUUAUUCACUGCCAAGGAGAAGAAUAGUCAUGAAGAUAAGGAAGUAUUAAUCAUGAAGGUUGUUCAUAAAGUUAUCGACCAGCUGACCAUUCCCUACGAGAAGAAUCCAGUGGAUAAUCAAGAAAAGUGUUUCAAGAAUGUACAACUCGUUCAGUCCUUCCAUCAAGAGAACAUUAUUCAACCCGAGAGGGUAAUUCCAGAGAGUGAGGGUCACGUUACAUAUCUUGUGUUUUCUGAAGCUGAUAUGCAACUCCCUCUUGUGGAUGCCAUCAUCGACGGUAUGCUCAAUAAUGAACAGAGAAAAUAUGUGUUUUUCCAAUUAGUUUGUGCCGUUCAUGAACUUCAUAAGGCAGGACUGGUUCAUCAAACACUUCAUCGAUUUUGCGUAGAUCCACAUCUUAUUGUGGUCGGAAAUGGUUGCAAAGUUGGCUUAAUUGAUUUGACAGGAGUAACUGUACAAACCAAAGAUGAUUUUGCCUAUCAAUGGAUGCCUACUCCAAGAAGACAUUCAGAGGGUGGAAUUUCAUCUCCAAGAUCACCACCGGAUCAAAAACAGACAUCUAUUUUUGACAGUCCUAAAUCUGCAAGAAUGACAAAAUCCCCUCGAACACCAAGACGAAGUUUAGGAAAUAUGAAUUCUUCCCUCAAUUUUAGUCCUCGCAAAACAUACUCUCGUGACUAUGUGUUUGCAAGUCAGAAUGAGAGAGUUUUCAGAGAUGUUACAGGUGGAGAUAAUAGUGGACAAGUGAAUAAUAUUUGGACUCUUGGUACGAUUUUCGCAUUUCUUUUACGAGGAAUUCCCAUCUUCAAAGGAUCCACUUCUACAGAGGUUUGGGAAAGAGUGAUCAAUUUGUUUGGAAGGCCAACACCAUCCGAUUGGAGUUCUCGUCAACACAAUGUAAAAGUAUUUGUCGAACAAUUAAUUCAAGAGAAGGGUUUUGACAUCUCUCAAGACAGGCAUUUGGAUUACGUGUUUGGAACAUGCACCAAGGAUGAAAUUGAUCUCUUGAGAGGAAUGUUGUGUAUUAAUCAGGAGAACCGGUUGACUACUGAGCAAAUUUUGCAGCAUCCAUACUUUGACGAGUUCAGGCAAUACAUUCCCAAAGGAAGUCUCUUCAAUAAGUUCUCGCAGAGCUUGGACGAAGAUGACAGCGAGUGUGACACAACCCUUGUUGUCGCUGGAAGCAACUUCAAUCAUCAAACAGGAAUGCUACAUUGCCAAUUACAUCCAACUUUGGGAUUUUUAGAUGAUAUCAACUCUGUUUUCGAGAAGGUUCCUUCCAUUGCAAAGGUUUGUUGCACCUCCUCAACUACCAUGCUAUUGGCCAAAGAUGGAAGAGUCUUCAUUUUAGGAGGAUCUUCAAAGUCAAGCUUAACUGAAUUGGACUUGGAUAAUGUUGUUGACAUUGACUGCAAUGGCAGCGAUGAUGAAUGUCACUAUCUCAUGUUGAGAGGUGAUGGAAAGUUAUUUGUGUAUGGAUCGAAUAACCACGGACAACUCUCUCUGGGACAUACAAGCUCAAUUUCACUUAUUGCCCCUGUCAAAUGGGAAGAAAAUGAGAGUCCUGUUUCAAAGAUUGCGGCAGGAGGUAAACACACAAUUGUUACCCACAAGGGAGACUUGUAUGCAUGCGGAGCCAAUGAGCACAAACAAUGUGGAAUUGAUGAUCACAGGGAAAUCAUCCCCUUGUUGACAAAGGUAGCCACUUUUACUGACGAAGUUCUUAAAGAUGUCAAGUGUGGUGACUCUCAUACAAUUCUUUUAACUGAGUCUGGGAGAGUUUUCACAUUCGGAGACAAUCGAUUUGGACAAUGUGGUUUUGAGAGAGUUAAGAGAGUUUGCAUUCCUUCAGAGUUACCCGCCAUGUUAUUCAACAGAUAUCAGGUCACACAAAUUGCUGCAGGGACAAAUCACUCUCUGUUUGUGUCUACUCAAUUUUUCCUGUACUCUGUUGGUCAAGCUUCAAAGGGCCAACUAGGAUUUAAAACUGAUGAGCCAGCAAUUUUCGUCCCUUCAAAAAUCAAUUUUCAACCUCAAACGAACGACUAUGAAAUUCAUCCGUUCUGUAGAAGAGAAAUCAUGAAGGCAUUUGCCAAAUUUGAUCAUUCCUUCUUUGUAACAAAUGAUAACCGUAUCUUUGUAUGCGGAGACAAUUCUUAUGAAGAGAUCGUGAGCUGGCCAUACCAACAAGGCUUUUAUUUCUACAAUGAAGUUCCAAAGAUUGUGGAUGUGCCAGUUGAAAUUAUGAAUGUCUCAUGUCCUAACUUUGACAAUACCAAGUUACAAAUGGAGGUACAAUCCGCCAGCUUUGGAGAACACCAUUUGUUUGUUUGUAUGCAAAAGAAAUGUGUAGAAUAA